GCUCCCUUAUUGCAUCGUGAUAAGUAAAAUAACAAUUUAUUUAUAUUUUUCUGUUGUUUAAUGAACAUCUAAGUUUUUACAUCGAGCUGUAGCCAAAAUCAAAAUAUAUUUUACCAAGGAUUUCAAUGAAGUAGUGUUUCAGGUAGUAGAAGCUGAUGAAAUACUUCAAAAUGGGUACAAUAAAGUUGCUAUAAAAAUAAUUGAUCUACAAUACGUUGACCAAGAGUACGUUGAGAAAUUUUUUCCAAGAGAGCUUUCCGUGCUCAAAAAGGUCCGCCACCGACAUAUUGUUAGAAUGAUUGCACAUUUCAUCAUGGAUGGAAAGGCGUUCUUGGUGUUGGAACACCAUGGUCAAGGUGACUUACUAUCUGCAAUAAAUGACGAUGAAACGUACUUCCGUCUCACACCGGAAGUGGCCCGGAAAUGGAGCUGCCAACUGUGCGAAGGUUUGGAGUACCUUCAUCGGCUGCGAAUUGCACACCGUGAUCUGAAAAUGGAAAACGUUUUGAUCUCCACGAACUUUAACAUCAAAAUCAGCGAUUUUAGUUUUGCCAGGGAGUUAGUGGGUAGAACUCGUCUCAGUGAAACUUAUUGUGGGUCUCACGCAUAUGCAUGCCCUGAAGUUUUAAAAUGUGUACAGUACGAUCCUCAUAAAGCUGACGUCUGGGCACUCGGAGUGCUGCUAUUCGGACUGCUCAACCGUCUUAUGCCUUUUCCCGAUCAUCCCAAUCCCGUCGUCAUCAUCAGACUUCAAUUAGGGCGUCAGUACCGCUGGAGCAGCAACGUACACCUCCUUCCAAGAAGUCACGAACGGAUUUUUGCAAUGGAUUUAGUGGAUUCAAUGUUAUCUCCCGCUGAAAGCCUGAGACCAUGUUUAUCAAGAUCUGUGAAACACCCUUGGUUGUAUCCUUGUCGUCAAGGUGGCGCUACUCUUAUCACUCCAGAAGAGGCCUUUCUCAUUUGGAAACGAAACAAAAACUCUAACUGACAAACUACUUAUUUCUGUUUUCUUAUUAAAUACGUGAUCGGUUUAUGGUCCACAUUCUCUUUCUUAGCAAUUAAAGGCCGAUCGUUUCUUGCUUGUGUUCCUUUAAAAAAUAGAUAAAUUAAGUUUUAAGAAAUUGCAAAAGAAAGAACGGUGUAAAACUAAGCAUUUUGUUAUAGAACAUAAUUGUUUACUGUUUAAAUAUUAUAAAAAUUCAAAGUUACUUUCAUACUUUUAUUCAUCGACGACAAAAUAUAUGUAUUGAUCUAUUAUCUAUACGGUGUUAAAAAUCUAAA
Molecule: messenger RNA, 1281 nt
Organism: Limulus polyphemus (Atlantic horseshoe crab)
Lineage: Eukaryota; Metazoa; Arthropoda; Merostomata; Xiphosura; Limulidae
Product: testis-specific serine/threonine-protein kinase 1-like
Exons: 3
Coding region: 296-988 (230 amino acids)
Biological process (GO): protein phosphorylation; intracellular signal transduction
Molecular function (GO): protein serine/threonine kinase activity; ATP binding
Source: RefSeq, a predicted model, not a curated record